Molecule: messenger RNA, 832 nt
Organism: Daphnia pulex (common water flea)
Lineage: Eukaryota; Metazoa; Arthropoda; Branchiopoda; Diplostraca; Daphniidae
Exons: 3
Coding region: 72-656 (194 amino acids)
Source: RefSeq, a predicted model, not a curated record
AUCUCAAGUUAUUCCGCUGCUCAGUACCAUUGUAGCUUUUCCAGAGUCGACACUAUACACCUCUUAAAAAAAUGAAACUCUUGCGAGUGGUAGUCUUUUUGGUGCUGCUGGUCGGUGUACUGUCAUCCGUUUCAAAUAUUAAUUUGAGCCCCACAGGGAACUAUCCACCGAUUUCCACCAAAGGCGGAUUAGGCGUUUCGAUAGCCAUUCUAAUCUACAUGCUCUUCGCCGAAUUGGGUUAUCUGCCGUUCAAAUUUAAAGGAAGAAAAAGAAGAUCUGCGGUCAGUCAACUUACCAACCCCUUAAUGCUUGGUGACAGAGACAACAUCUUGAAGUUAAUUCUAUCGAUGGAUCGCCAAAGUUGCCUACUUCGUUUCCUGUGUGAAUUGGAAGGUUCGAGGCACGAAGCAGAGAAGAACAACUUGCGUUUAGAUCCCGAUCUAGAGGAUGAUUUAAUCCUUCUCAAAGUUGCCAAGCGCAAAAUGCACCCAGCAGAAUUGAUGAGACAAGAUCCCGGGUCUCCAGCUCUUCCUUUCGAAAUUGCGGUGUUCACGGGGUCGGAAGGUUUGAAUACUUGCGCCAGCGUCUUCCAAACUUGUCCUUACAACAUUACAACAAUGCAAGGAUUUUUGGGCGAAGCCUUGAACCACCUCUAAUCGGUGACACUCACAGCACGCACACAGAACUGCUGUCAUAUGUAUUUAAUUUAACAAUUUAUUUAUUAUACGAUGGAGAAACAUGGGAGAUCGCAAAAAUAAUUGUAAUAAAUGCGAUCAGAUGGUUUUAAUUUAUUGUUGCAACCCGGGAAAAUAAAUGACUCUUUAAAAAAGUU